UUAUCGUGCCUUUACCUUUCCUUCUCGAGCUCUUCGUCCUUCCUCUGUUUCCUUCAUUCACACAGAGAGAGAAACGCAAAAGACUAAAACUUUGAGAAAAGAGAUGAUGGAGUGGGACAAUCAGCAGCAACCCAGUAACAAUCCUUCUUCAAAUCUUCAAGGGAUCGACGUUAAUGGAGGCUCAGGCUCAGGAGGAAUGUACGUGAAGGUGAUGACCGAUGAGCAGCUCGAAACUCUGAGGAAGCAGAUUGCUAUCUACGCCACCAUUUGUGAACGUCUCGUUGAGAUGCACAAAACCCUCACUUCUCAGCAAGAUCUUGCAGGGAGAGUGGGAGGUCUGUAUGCAGACCCAACGUUUGGUCACAAGAUGACAGGUGGUAGGCAGAGGUGGACUCCUACUCCAGUUCAGCUUCAGAUUCUGGAGCGUAUAUUCGACCAAGGGAUAGGGACACCGAGCAAGCAGAAGAUCAAAGACAUAACCGAGGAGCUGAGCCAGCACGGUCAGAUAGCUGAGCAAAACGUCUACAAUUGGUUUCAGAACCGGCGCGCUCGGUCCAAGAGGAAGCAGCAUGGUGGUGGUGGUGUUGGUUCUUCUAGUAACAACAACAAUGGUGAGUCUGAGGUGGAGGCUGAAACUGAGACGGUGAAUGAGAAGAGAAAGAUGCCAGAGAGUCUUCUUGUGUUUCCUGAUGGAAACAAGAAUGCCAUUGGGACAACAAGUGCUACUAGUCCUAGGCCUGAAGAUCUUUACUUCCAGAGCCCUGAGAUGAGCUCUGAUCUUGACUUGCUAGGAGUCCUAUCAAACCCAAGGGAUGAGCAUUUUGUAGGAAAGAUGGGGCUGUCUGAAAGCUACAACAUGUAUGAUCAUGUUGAAGAUUAUGGCAUGUAGGGCUGAUUAAUACAAGCUGAGGAAAUUGGUUCAGUAGUCAGUCUUAAGCAGUUUUAGACACUUUUUUAAUUAUUUUGUUUCUGGGUGUUUUAAUCAAAGUUUGUGAUGCAUUACUUUAAUGUUUACUGGAUUUAGAGUGAUUCCUAUCUCCUUAACAAUAAUAAUAUUUUUCUAAGAAACUGAUUCAGGUUUUA
Molecule: messenger RNA, 1083 nt
Organism: Brassica oleracea var. oleracea
Lineage: Eukaryota; Viridiplantae; Streptophyta; Magnoliopsida; Brassicales; Brassicaceae
Product: WUSCHEL-related homeobox 13-like
Exons: 3
Coding region: 104-889 (261 amino acids)
Molecular function (GO): DNA binding; DNA-binding transcription factor activity
Source: RefSeq, a predicted model, not a curated record